CCCGGCUUCGGAGGCGUCGGAAGUGCUUCCUGGAGCACUGAGGAGGUCGCAAGUCAUGUGACGACGGCUUUCAAGGGAGACUGUCUUUGAAGCUGUCCCCGAGCUUACAGCUGAGAGAACACCGCAGCCCAGAAAGCCGGGAGUGGACAUUGAUCCUGCGGGACAAAGGGGUUCGUCAUGGCGGAUGACCUAAAACGAUUCCUGUAUAAAAAAUUACCAAGUGUUGAAGGGCUCCAUGCUAUCGUUGUGUCAGACAGAGACGGAGUCCCCGUUAUUAAAGUGGCCAAUGAUAAUGCCCCAGAGCAUGCUUUGAGACCUGGUUUCUUAUCUACUUUUGCCCUUGCAACAGACCAAGGGAGCAAACUUGGACUUUCAAAAAAUAAAAGUAUCAUCUGUUACUAUAACACCUACCAGGUGGUUCAAUUCAAUCGUUUACCUUUGGUGGUGAGUUUCAUAGCCAGCAGCAAUGCCAAUACAGGACUCAUUGUCAGCCUAGAAAAGGAACUUGCUCCGUUAUUUGAAGAAUUGAGACAAGUUGUUGAAGUUUCUUAAUCUGGCAGUGGUUUUGAUGUACACUUUAUUUUCAUUAUGACCGACAAAAUAUCAAUCCAGCAAUCUUUAGACCACAACAGUCCUUGUAUCCGUGUACUUAAGAAAGGGUCCCUUUUCCCACCUGACACUAAAGAAAGAGCCCAUAGAAACAAUUUAUGGACAGACUGAUUGUUAUCUUUUCUUGUGUAGGGUCUUUUCUUGAUGUAGUGAGAUCUGGGGUUACCACAGAGAUGGUUCAGUACAUCACAGCUCCCAUGGAGUUAAUCCAGUCACAAAUAUGCAUGAGAUUCUAUGCAGUGGGUCAGAAUCAAAAUGGUACUUUGAUCCACUUGAGCCAUGAAGUGCUCCCUAUUAUAUAGUAUGCCCAGGCCUGCAGAAUGAGGCAGACCCUUUUUAUUGUGAAUAAUAAUGAGGACAUAUUUUUCUUUAUAUUGUUUUAUUUCUUUGCAUUGAGUGUGAGGAAGAUAAAAUGGCUUAGUAAAAGUAAUAAAAUCAGUACAAUCACUAA
Messenger RNA from Neogale vison (American mink), 1060 nucleotides. It is a transcript of the gene LAMTOR3, whose product is annotated as late endosomal/lysosomal adaptor, MAPK and MTOR activator 3. The transcript is spliced from 7 exons. Gene Ontology annotation, biological process: positive regulation of TOR signaling; cellular response to amino acid stimulus. Gene Ontology annotation, cellular component: Ragulator complex. Lineage: Eukaryota; Metazoa; Chordata; Mammalia; Carnivora; Mustelidae. The record is from RefSeq and is a predicted model, not a curated record. The coding region runs from base 178 to 552 and encodes 124 amino acids.